Messenger RNA from Ipomoea nil (Japanese morning glory), 1803 nucleotides. RefSeq lists its product as uncharacterized. Gene Ontology annotation, biological process: rRNA methylation. Bases 136 to 1695 code for a protein of 519 amino acids. The transcript is spliced from 2 exons. Lineage: Eukaryota; Viridiplantae; Streptophyta; Magnoliopsida; Solanales; Convolvulaceae. Gene Ontology annotation, molecular function: RNA binding; RNA methyltransferase activity. Gene Ontology annotation, cellular component: chloroplast. The record is from RefSeq and is a predicted model, not a curated record.
UAUGUUAAAGAUAAAGUGAUAAACCCUCCAAAAAUCCUUCAUCAACAAGAAUUUCCAGUUCAGCCGUCUUGGGCUGCAGAUGAAGAAUUGAAGCAGCCGUUCGAAAAUUCCCAGUUUUAUUCAUAGCAGCCCACUAUGCUGAAGCAACUUCAUACAAAGCCUCAAUCUUUAUUGAUUAUGUGCCACCCAAAAGCACUAAGUCAUACAUUCGCAUUGAAAUCUGGGAACUUUUCUAAUGGGUUCACUGGAAAAUCCCAAGAAAAGUGCCCAUUGUUAAAUCUCAUUCAUAUCUCAGUCAAUAACCGGAAUUUUUCGAGUAGAGUUUUUGCGGGGAGUUGUCAAUUAAUUAGUGGUAGGUGUUUUUCAAGUUCUUAUUCGGGUAAAGGUGCUAGAGGCAGUGGAAAGAAUCUGCCAUGGCUAGCAAUUGAUAAAGCUAAACAAGCUAAAAAUUCUGAGAAAGUGAUGGCAAUGAGAACAAGCCGGUCUGCUUGGGAGGAAUCUGCAGAGAAGUACUUGAAAGGUGGUGUUUCUAGUGUGGAAGAUGUUGAAGUUAGGAGAUACGAUGGCAGAAGGAAUGAGGGCAAGGAUAAAGAUUAUGAUGGUGAAGUAGAAGAGGAAGAAGAAACUGAGGAAGUUGAUGAUCCUAGAUGGGAUAAGAUCAAGAAUAGGUUUAAUAGAGUUAAAGUGACAAAUGGCUCUGACAGGCCUGUGGUUAAGAGGUGGAAUAAUCAGGAAAAUUGGGGUCGGAAGACAUGGAAAGAGGCUACAGAAUCAUCAGUACCAAAAAUGGUUGGUGAAGGGGUUUAUGGGGUUGGUCCGGUUUUGGCUGCUUUAUCUGCUGAAAGGAGGGAAUUCUAUGCUUUGUAUGUUCAAGAAGGGUUGGAUUUGAGUGGAAACAAUAGGAAGAAGAAGGAUAAGAAAGGAGUUGAGAGAGUUUUGAAGAUGGCCGAAAAAAUUGGUUUGUGUACAAAGGAGGUGUCUAAACAUGACCUCAACAUGGUUGCUGAUAACAGGCCCCACCAAGGGUUAGUCCUCGAUGCUUCUCCAUUAGAAAUGGUUAGCAUUAAAGAAUUAGAACCUGUUUUGGUUGAGGGAGACGAUGCCCCUCUUUGGUUAGCUCUGGAUGAGGUAACUGAUCCUCAGAAUCUAGGAGCAAUUAUUCGAUCUGCUUACUUCUUUGGAGCUUCAGGGGUGGUUUUGUGCGCUAAGAACUCUGCUCCAUUGAGUGGGGUCGUGAGCAAAGCAAGUGCAGGCUCUCUCGAGUUAAUGGAGGUUCGAUCUUGCAAGAAUAUGAUGCAGUUCUUGACAUCUUCGGCUGAUAAUGGUUGGCGGGUUUUAGGAGGCUCAGUCUCUUCAAGAGCUGUUCCUUUGAAUGACGUUGAACAGGGUGUUCCUACAAUUCUUGUUUUGGGCAGUGAGGGCACCGGUUUGAGGCCAUUGGUCGAGAGGUCAUGUACUCAACUGGUUAUGAUUCCAGGUAACAUCCCAGUCGAUAUAACUGCAAAGGGAGAUGAAGAUGCAAUAGAUGCUGAAACAGAUAAUGACUAUUCGAGUCGUAACUUCAAGCCAUUCAUGGCCGUAGAGAGCUUGAAUGUAAGCGUUGCAGCAGGCGUCCUCCUUCAUUACUUGAUUGGCAGAAACUACCGUACAAAUAGUCAGUUGCAGGACAAGCAAACUAAUCCUGUAGUUUUAUAAAAUCAGGUUGUAAGUUACUUUAAAUCAAUUUCAUGUGUUCCAUGAGAGUUUGUGGUUAACAAACUUCUCUUUUGUUCUAAGUCUCUAUUUAUGAUCUUACUGAGGAAA